Mitosporidium daphniae is the source of this 1212-nucleotide messenger RNA. Its product is annotated as DEAD box ATP-dependent RNA helicase. NCBI's taxonomy places the organism in Eukaryota, Fungi, Microsporidia. Gene Ontology annotation, cellular component: nucleolus; catalytic step 2 spliceosome. Gene Ontology annotation, molecular function: mRNA binding; RNA helicase activity; ATP binding. The record is from RefSeq and is a predicted model, not a curated record. The transcript has a single exon. The coding region runs from base 1 to 1212 and encodes 403 amino acids.
AUGACAAAAAGAGACCUGCUUCAUGAGGAUGAUGGAACCGAAUAUUCCUCUCAAUAUGGAAGCAAUCCUGACGUUGUUAAAGUAUAUGCCGACUUUGACGAAAUGAAAUUGAAAGAAGACCUUCUCCGAGGGAUCUACGCUUAUGGCUUUGACAAACCCUCGGCAAUACAGCAAAGAGCGAUUGUGCCGAUCAUUCGAGGCCGUGAUAUUAUUACACAAGCUCAGUCUGGAACAGGAAAGACAGGAAUGUUUUCUAUUGGGAUUCUGCAAGCUUUAGAUACAAACCUUCGAGAGACACAGGCAUUGGUCCUUUCGCCGACCCGAGAAUUGGCUGUUCAAACGCAAAAUGUUUUGCUUGCUCUCGGAGAUUUUCUGAACGUUCAGGUGCACAUUUGCAUUGGGGGCACCAAUGUUGGGGAAGAUAUUCGAAAACUCGAUCAUGGCCAACAUGUUGUUUCUGGAACGCCAGGCCGUGUUUUUGAUAUGAUUCAACGCAAGAAUCUUCGUACUCGAGCGGUAAAAAUGCUUGUCCUCGAUGAGGCCGAUGAACUUUUACGAAGAGGAUUCAAAGAGCAAAUUUACGAUAUCUACCGCUACCUUCCUCCACAAACCCAAAUUGUGGUGGUCUCAGCUACGCUGCCUAUGGAUGUUCUUGAUAUGACAUCAAAAUUUAUGACAGAUCCCGUCAAGAUCCUAGUGAAGCGCGACGAGUUGACGCUUGAAGGAAUCAAACAAUUUUUCGUGGCAGUCGAAAAAGAGGAAUGGAAGUUCGAUACGCUGUGCGAUCUUUAUGACACGCUUACCAUAACCCAGGCCGUCAUCUUUUGUAACACGAAAGCAAAGGUAGAUUGGCUUACGGAAAAAAUGCGUGCAGCAUCUUUUACGGUUUCCUCCAUGCACGGAGACAUGCCGCAACGAGAGCGUGAUGAGAUUAUGAAGGAAUUUCGAUCGGGCUCCACGCGCGUCCUUAUUACUACGGAUGUUUGGGCUCGUGGCAUAGAUGUACAGCAAGUCUCGCUAGUCAUCAAUUAUGACCUACCCUCUGUUAGAGAAUCCUAUAUACAUCGUAUUGGCCGUUCCGGGCGGUUCGGAAGGAAAGGUGUAGCGAUCAAUUUUGUGAUCGCCGAUGAUGUUACCGUACUCAGAGACAUUGAACAAUACUAUUCAACGCAGAUUGAAGAAAUGCCCAUGAACGUCUCGGAUAUGAUGUGA